Molecule: messenger RNA, 2023 nt
Organism: Nylanderia fulva
Lineage: Eukaryota; Metazoa; Arthropoda; Insecta; Hymenoptera; Formicidae
Gene: Bcat
Product: Branched chain amino acid transaminase
Biological process (GO): L-leucine biosynthetic process; L-valine biosynthetic process
Cellular component (GO): mitochondrion
Molecular function (GO): branched-chain-amino-acid:2-oxoglutarate transaminase activity
Source: RefSeq, a predicted model, not a curated record
GCAUUUAAUUCGAGCACGCUGUAUUGUGAUCAAGCGAUCGAAUCAAUAGUCAGUGAGCGAACGAAUGAACGAACGAGCGAACGUUUUGCAUUAGAACAGAAAAAAAAUACACUCGUCUAUUAAACACUUCGUAAUCGUAGCAGUGUGUGUAGACUUUCCCAUUUUCUGAUGGUUUUUUUUAUUUUUCUCAUCACUCCUAAACGAUCAACCAGCGUGAGAAUCAGUGACUAAUAAGGACGGUACCUAUAUACACGCUUGUUUAAUUUCCUAAUUUUUUUGGACAAAAUCGUCAUCUGGAGUAUAAAAAAUAUAUAUAUAAAAAUAUUAAAAAAUAAAAAAAACGAAGUAAUUUUGUCUGCGUAGAAUGAGCUACGCGGAUAUUAAAGGCAGCAAAAAUCAACAGCAACAAUUGUGCAUUUCUUGUUAAUUUCUCUCUCUACACAAGCUUGCUAGAUAUUCUAGUCAUCAUGGUUCACCUGCGACGCAAGAUUUUAUCCUUUGGAAAUCUCGUUAAUCAACUGCAACAGAAUGUAAGAUGGAGUUCCUCUUUAAAAACUAAAGACAAAAAAUCUGUACAAUCUCAACGUUCCUUUAAGUAUGCAGAUUUAUCGGUUACCUUCGCUGAGCCACAUCAAUUAAAUCCUAAACCUGAUGUUAAUCACCUUUAUUUUGGCAAAUAUUUUACCGAUCACAUGCUUAAAGUACAUUAUUACGAAAGCAUGAACGGUUGGCAGGCGCCUGAAAUUAUGCCUUUUGGAAACAUAAGUCUUCAUCCAGCUGCGAAAGUACUUCAUUAUGCCAUAGAGUUGUUUGAAGGUAUGAAAGCUUACAGAGGCGUUGAUGGCAAAAUAAGAUUAUUUAGGCCAGAGUUAAACAUGGAGAGAAUGAAUAAUUCAGCAAUAAGAGUUGGUCUGCCUCCUUUCAGAGGUGAAGAAUUGAUCAAGUGCAUACGCAGAUUAAUUAGUAUAGAUCAGGAAUGGGUUCCACAUUCUACUACCUCUAGUCUUUACAUUCGUCCUACGUAUAUAGGUGUCGAUCCUACCCUUGGAGUUGUAGCUUCGGACGCGGCUUUAUUGUACGUUAUCCUGUCUCCUGUCGGACCUUACUUUCAAACUAAUGACGGACAGCCAGGAAUUUCCCUGCUUGCAGAUCCUAGACAAACGAGAGCAUGGCAAGGCGGUUCCGGAAACUAUAAAGUAGGUAGUAAUUACGGACCUACGAUUCCGAUGCAACAGGAAGCGAAUGAAAAGGGUUUACAUCAAGUACUUUGGCUGUACGGGGAAGAUCACGAAAUUACAGAAGUCGGGGCUAUGAACGUUUUCAUAGUUUACCUAAAUGAUAACGGAGAAAAAGAAUUGCUGACACCACCCUUGAACGGCUUAAUCUUACCCGGAGUUGUGAGAAAUUCGCUUCUAUCCAUGGCAAGGCAGAGGAACCAAUUUAGAGUUUCGGAAAAAUCUAUCACGAUGAAGGAAAUUAUCCGAUUACUUUCACAGAACAGACUGUUGGAAAUAUUUGCAUCAGGCACAGCAGGUGUAGUCACUCCCGUAUCUUGUAUUGAAUAUCUGGGAGAAAAGUUGCAUAUACCAACCACGGAGCAGUCCGACUCGAUUUAUCUCAGGCUCAAAAAAGAUUUGCUAGAUAUACAAUAUGGUGUUAUACCUGAACAUCCGUGGUGUUUAAUUAUCGAAUAAAGUAUAUACGGAAGAUUGCACGCAUAAUUAUGCGAUCUUGAUGACCAUUUAUUGAACGUCAUAUAUUCAUAUAUGUAUACACAUGUGACAUAUCUUUAAUGAUACGCAGAAUGUAGGAAUUAAAUUAUAAUAUUUAUUUAUAUAUUUUAUUUUUUUUGCGAAUAUAUUAUAUAUAUCGCACACGCUUUUACGAAGAAAGCCUUAUUCUGCGCGAUACUUCGAAUUAUUUGUGCUGUGUGUUUAGAAACUUAUUUUCAUUGAGUUACUACAUUGUAAGAAAAAGUAUUAUCUUUUUCUAAAAAUUAUACGUAAAUUUUACAUAUAAUGUU